AUGCAUCUCAGGCGCAUAUUUGUCCUGACAGUCCUCAGCUAUGUCACUGCCCUUCCGAGUGACAUCAAUCUCGGCGUCGCCUUGCGAGGUUGUGAUGUCGAGGCUUGCGAUAUGGAAUGCAGAAUGGCAGGCAGCAUUGGUGGCAACUGCGGGGGCAAUCCAGCACUAAAUCUUCUGGGGCUUCCUUUGCUUAGCACAAACACCCCCAAUUCAUCAAGCGCAGGCCCAGUCACACUUGCUGCUACGGAGACCCUCACCGACGUAGAAUCUACCACCACUACGAAGACUACUACCGACAGGGAGUCGGUCACAGCUACAGAGACUACUACCGAUAUAGAGUCCACCACAGCUACACAGACCGUCACGGAUACGCACUUGUUGACGGUUACCAAAAGUAUUACCGAAAAGCAGCCUACAACAGCAACACAGACUGCCACUGACACAAAAUUCCUCAGAACCACACAAACUAUCAACAACACACUCACAGCUACUCAGACUACUACUGAUAUAGAGUCAUUAAGAGUGACGAAGACUAAGAACAAUACUAUCACAGCCACGCAAACUACAACUGAUAUAGAGCCUACCACAGCUACACAGACCAUCAACAACACGCUCACGGCCACGCAGACAACUACAGAUACCGAAUCUUACACAGCUAUGGAGAUUACCACGGCCACUGCAUCUUUUACAACCACCCAGACUACCACUGAUACAGAAUCCAUCACGGCUACCCAAAACAUUACGGAUACGCAAACUAUUCAUCACACGGAGUCCCUCACAGCUACAAGGACUAUUACCGAUACAGAUUCUGUCACAGCCACGGCUACACCAACUACUGUGACGGACACGCAAACAUCCAUAUCCACAACAACUGCCACCCAAACCGCUACCCCAACUCCAGAAGUCGGGGCCUGCUUCUGCUGUACCGAGCAGGUCCGACUGCCGUACGAACUAAAUGGCAACUGUGAUAACAUUCCAGUCUCUAAUUCGACAGACGGCUGCCCCUCGGGCGAUGAUCCGAAGCGGAACCACUUGCUAUGUUGCGACUCGAGUGGAUAUUGCACCCAGCUAUCCUAG
Molecule: messenger RNA, 1077 nt
Organism: Aspergillus niger
Lineage: Eukaryota; Fungi; Ascomycota; Eurotiomycetes; Eurotiales; Aspergillaceae
Exons: 3
Coding region: 1-1077 (358 amino acids)
Source: RefSeq, a predicted model, not a curated record